Molecule: messenger RNA, 1158 nt
Organism: Colletotrichum abscissum
Lineage: Eukaryota; Fungi; Ascomycota; Sordariomycetes; Glomerellales; Glomerellaceae
Product: glycoside hydrolase family 93
Exons: 2
Coding region: 1-1158 (385 amino acids)
Source: RefSeq, a predicted model, not a curated record
AUGAAGUUCCUCGGAGCCGCCGUUGCUGGUAUUGCCAGUCUGCUCUCCUACCAGGCUGUCGCGAGCCCCGUCCCAACCCCAGUCGAGGCCCGUCAAGCUACCGGAACCAUCUCGAACAAUGUCAUCUUCUCCCCGCCGUCAAACGCUGGCUGGGUUGACCCCCGCGUCCUGUACGCUCGCACCAUCCAGCUGGACUCGGGCGACCUGAUCGCCACCUGGGAGAACUACUCCCCCGAGCCUCCCAUCGUCUAUUUCCCCGUCUACCGCUCUCAAGACGGCGGAGCCACCUGGGCUGAGAUCGGCCGUGUUCAGGACACCGUCAAUGGCUGGGGUCUGCGCUACCAGCCCUUCCUCUACGAGCUUCCGGAGGCGUUCGCUGGUUAUCCCGCCGGCACUAUCUUGCUCGCUGGUAACAGCAUCCCGACGGAUCUGAGCUUGACCAAGAUCGAUGUCUACGUCAGCACCGAUGGCGGUGCCAACUGGGAGUUCCUCAGCAGUGUUGCCAGCGGAGGCGAGGCCCUGCCCAACAACGGCCUGACCCCCGUCUGGGAGCCUCACUUCUUGCUCCACAACGGCGAGCUCAUCAUCUACUACGCCGACCAGCGCGACACGAAGUACGGCCAGAAGCUGUCUCACCAGACCACCACCGACCUCAAGACCUGGAGCGCCAUCGUCGACGAUGUCCACGAUGACAACGCCUACGAGGCACGCCCUGGCAUGCCCGUCAUCGCUAAGCUGCCCAACGACGACUUCAUUUUCGCCUACGAGGUCUGCGGCACCGAUGGCUGCCGCGUACACUACCGCCUCACGGCCGACCCGCUCAACAUCCUCGCCGCCCCCAGCAUCUCGCUUAUCUCCACCUCCGGCACCCGCCCCGUUAGCUCCCCCUACGUUGUCUGGUCCCCUGUCGGUGGCGUCAACGGUACCAUCGUGCUCAGCGGCGGCAGCCAGUCGAACAUCUUCGUCAACCGGGCUCUGGGUGAUGCUAGCGCUUGGGUCGAGUAUGCUGUUCCUCAACCCAAUGCUUACUCUCGUGCUCUGGCGGUGCUUGAUGAUGGUAGCAAGUUGGCUAUUAUUGGCGGUGGAAGAUUGCCUCCUAGCAGCACCAACCAGGUUAGCAUUAGUGUUGUUGAUCUCAAUGCAUUGCUUGGAUUGUAG